AUGUUUGCAUGCAAAAUUGAAGAAGAUUACGAAUUCAAAUCAGCUGAUGAAACAUUUGAAAACUUCAUUCAGCCAGAAAUACAAAUGAAUAAAUAUAUUAAAGAUUAUAAAACAGAUAAUAUAAUGAUGGGUGAAAGCAAUAGAUAUGUGGCAUCAUUGUGUUGGAUUUCGAAAUACAAAGACACAAUUAGAAACAAUGAAUGGUAUGCAAUUAUACGACUUCAACAAUUGUUAAAAAUGCUCAAGAAGCGAGAAUUAAUUCAAGAAUAUGAUAACAAAUUUAAAGAAAUGAUCGAAGCGGGAUAUGUCGUCAAAGCAGCACGAAAUGAAAUUCAAUACUUUUUACCACAUCGACCAGUUAUAAAAUCGGAAAGAACAACAACAAAGUUGCGUAUUGUAAAAGAUGGAACCUUUAAUUCAAGAAAUCAAACAUCAAUUAAUCAAGCAUUGUAUAAAGGAAUAGUAGCAGCCGAUGUAAUGAAAACGUUAAUUCGGUUUCGUGCAAAGAAAAUUGGGUUUACAGCGGACAUUGAAAAAGCUUUCUGGCAAAUUAAGGUAGCAGAAAACGACCAAAGUUACUUAGGCCUAAUUUGGAUCGAUUCACAAGAAAAAUUCGAAUAUUUUAAAAUGACUGUUGUACCGUUCGGAUUAACAUGUUCGCCAUUUAUAUUGCAAUCUACUAUACAGAAGCAUUGUGAAACAACGAAAUUACAUCCAGAAGUAGCAAGUGAAUUGUCAUCGAAAUUUUAUGUUGAUGAUUAUGUGAAUAGCGUAGACAGUAUAACAAAUGCAAUCGAACAACGAACAAAAAUCACUGAAAUAUUACGUGAAGCUAAUUUCAACAUUAGAAAAUGGACCAUGUCUGGUGAUAAUACAGACCCUAAUCGCAUUUUGGGAAUAUGGUGGAAUCCUCAAACUGAUAUGAUUAAUUUAUGUGAAUCCAAGUUUGAAAUUCCGAUAAAAUUCACACGAAGAUGUAUUCAAUCAAUAUGUGCAAAAAUCUUUGAUCCAUUAGGUCUGAUAUCACCAGUGAAAAUUCUCUUACGAAAAUUUAAUCGAGAAGCAUGUCAAUUAAAGCUAGAAUGGGACGAUGAAGUGCCUAUCGAAAUGAAUAAAAAAGUUCACGAAGCUGUAACGAAUAUGAAUGAAUUAAUCAAAACAAUGAAAAUGCGAAGAACAAUUGAAAAUUCAGAAUCCAUUUCAAUCUAUUGUGAUGCAUCGGCUGUAGCAUAUGGAGCUGUGGCAUAUUUGUGUAAUGAAAAAGAGAAGAUAUUGCUCGUAUCGAAAAAUUAUCUCUCUGGUAAAACUACAAUACCGGAAUUAGAAUUUCAAGCAGCAAUAGUUGGGAUCCGCCUUAUGGAAACAUUAAAACCAAUUUUUCCCGACCAUCAAAUGAUGAUGACGAAAGAUGACGAUGAUGAUCGUUAA
Dermatophagoides farinae (American house dust mite) is the source of this 1428-nucleotide messenger RNA. The record is from RefSeq and is a predicted model, not a curated record. NCBI's taxonomy places the organism in Eukaryota, Metazoa, Arthropoda, Arachnida, Sarcoptiformes, Pyroglyphidae.